Messenger RNA from Labrus mixtus (cuckoo wrasse), 1461 nucleotides. RefSeq names its product MINDY family member 4B (gene mindy4b). The transcript is spliced from 11 exons. Gene Ontology annotation, molecular function: K48-linked deubiquitinase activity; cysteine-type deubiquitinase activity. Gene Ontology annotation, biological process: protein K48-linked deubiquitination. The coding region runs from base 87 to 1382 and encodes 431 amino acids. The record is from RefSeq and is a predicted model, not a curated record. Lineage: Eukaryota; Metazoa; Chordata; Actinopteri; Labriformes; Labridae.
UACAGGUAAACAGGUAUACAGGUAAACAGGUAUGUGAGGCUGGUCAGUAGUCUAUUGGUCUAAAGAGUAGUUAGUUGUUACUGGUGAUGACGGACUUCAGACUGGACUACAUGGAGCUGCUGCAACAAGACGUCAACAAAAACUCAGACAAGCUGCUGGAUGUGGGGAAGGAGGAUGAGCAGGAAGAGGCUCCUCCCCCCUGCAGGACCCUUCCACAGCUCUGCUCCAUCCCCACCUGGCUGAUCGUCUCCCCGGGGCUCGGAGGAACACCGGUCGACCCCCAGCUGACGGAGAGUCUGAGGAGGAUUCUGUUCGGAGGAACGUUUCACGUCUUUAACUACGAGUGGAGGAAAUCUGUCUUCAAGUUCAGAGAGUCGGACUCAGAGUUAUCGUACGCACUGGAGACCGACCGGGGCGGGGCUCGGACCGUACAGAUGGUGGUUCAGGCUCGUAUCAUUAAAAACCUGCUGUUCAUCAGACAGAGCAGCUCAGACACUCAGACCCUGCACAGUCUGUGUGAGGUAGGACAGAAGGACCAGGAGGGGGCGCUGGCGGCUGCAUUGUCCGACAGCCUCUGGUUGGCCGGCCAGGAGAUCAGUGCCACCGUUACCUUGGUAACCAAAGACUACUGCAUCACACCUCACCUGGACUACAAACUGGACGACUUCACAGAGAGGCUGCAGCUGUUCACAUUUCAUCAGAAAGAAGACGUGAGGAGGUUCAUCCUGGAGCACGUUAAGUGUUUCACAGAGGAGGGCAGUCAUGGAGUCAUUCUGUUCCUCUACAGCCUCAUCUGCUCCCGGACCGCUGACAGGCUGCAGGAGGACCUGGACUCCACCUGCUCCCACCUGCUCCACCUGAGUCUGGGGAACUUUGUGUGUGGCCAGGCCCUGAUCAACCUGCUACUGACUGGACGGGCCCGUCCCAACGUCUUCAAUGGGACUGUGCACCGCGACCACGAGGGACGCCCUCUGGAGCGCCCCCUGCUGGGUGUCCUUAGCCGUGGCGAUGUGGGUUACCUGCACUGGAGCCGAGAGCAGACGGAGCACGGCACACUGCCACAGGUGGGCAGUAUGCUGAAGACCCCCCGGUUUCCUGUCUGGCUCGUCAGUGUGAACAGUUGCUGCUCCAUGCUGUUCAGCCUAAAGCGCUCGCUGCUCUCUGAUUGGAGGAUGGAACAUCUGUUCAACCUGUACUACUACAAUGGACAAAACUCCCAGAAACACACCUGUAAGCUGACUGUAGAUACUCACUCCCACCACUGGGAGGCAGCAUCCACAGAUCAGGACCCUGAGAGGAGGAGUCCCUCUCUGGAGAUGACCAUCAGGACCAAGUGGGGGGGGGCUGCUAUAGACUGGAACGGAACCUCACCUUUCUACUGAACACCUGAGUCCACAAGCUGACCUGGACCUGGAGUCGGUCGGAACCACGAUGUGUUCAAGGACUGUUGUUGUUCCUGUA